This is a messenger RNA of Nerophis lumbriciformis (worm pipefish), 279 nucleotides long. The record is from RefSeq and is a predicted model, not a curated record. NCBI's taxonomy places the organism in Eukaryota, Metazoa, Chordata, Actinopteri, Syngnathiformes, Syngnathidae.
AUGGCGUACCGCGGGCAAGGGCAGAAGGUGCAGAAGGUUAUGGUUCAGCCCAUUAAUCUAAUCUUCAGAUAUCUUCAGAAUCGGUCGAGGAUCCAGGUGUGGUUAUAUGAACAAGUCAACAUCAGAAUCGAGGGCUGCAUCAUUGGUUUUGAUGAGUACAUGAACUUGGUUCUUGAGGAUUCGGAGGAAGUUCACAUGAAGACAAGGAAUAGGAAACCACUUGGAAGGAUCAUGUUGAAAGGAGACAACAUCACCUUGCUGCAGAGUGUGUCCAAGUGA